Messenger RNA from Oncorhynchus tshawytscha (Chinook salmon), 891 nucleotides. RefSeq lists its product as uncharacterized. NCBI's taxonomy places the organism in Eukaryota, Metazoa, Chordata, Actinopteri, Salmoniformes, Salmonidae. Bases 26 to 793 code for a protein of 255 amino acids. The transcript is spliced from 2 exons. The record is from RefSeq and is a predicted model, not a curated record.
GUAGAGGAAGCAUGAUGGAACAGCCAUGAUGGAACAGCCUGUGUUGGUGGGUAGAGGAAGCAUGAUGGAACAGCCUGUGUUGGUGGGUAGAGGAAGCAUGAUGGAACAGCCUGUGUUGGUGGGUAGAGGAAGCAUGAUGGAACAGCCUGUGUUGGUGGGUAGAGGAAGCAUGAUGGAACAGCCUGUGUUGGUGGGUAGAGGAAGCAUGAUGGAACAGCCUGUGUUGGUGGGUAGAGGAAGCAUGAUGGAACAGCCUGUGUUGGUGGGUAGAGGAAGCAUGAUGGAACAGCCUGUGUUGGUGGGUAGAGGAAGCAUGAUGGAACAGCCUGUGUUGGUGGGUAGAGGAAGCAUGAUGGAACAGCCUGUGUUGGUGGGUAGAGGAAGCAUGAUGGAACAGCCUGUGUUGGUGGGUAGAGGAAGCAUGAUGGAACAGCCUGUGUUGAUGGGUAGAGGAAGCAUGAUGGAACAGCCUGUGUUGGUGGGUAGAGGAAGCAUGAUGGAACAGCCUGUGUUGGUGGGUAGAGGAAGCAUGAUGGAACAGCCUGUGUUGGUGGGUAGAGGAAGCAUGAUGGAACAGCCUGUGUUGGUGGGUAGAGGAAGCAUGAUGGAACAGCCUGUGUUGGUGGGUAGAGGAAGCAUGAUGGAACAGCCUGUGUUGGUGGGUAGAGGAAGCAUGAUGGAACAGCCUGUUGAGUGGUGCAAUCUUGACUCUGGGCUGCGUCCCAAAUGGGACCCUACCCCCUCCCUAUAUAGUGCACUAGUCAAAAGUACUAGUAUUCCAUUUGGGAUGUAGUCUUUAGACCCCUAUUCACACUGCCUAGGCAGUAGAGUAAUGUCCAAUACAUGCAGUGUUUAUGUCCAUGUUUCUGUUCAAUAAAUAAACUGAAAAUA